Rotaria socialis is the source of this 729-nucleotide messenger RNA. The record is from the annotation of a GenBank genome assembly. NCBI's taxonomy places the organism in Eukaryota, Metazoa, Rotifera, Eurotatoria, Philodinida, Philodinidae.
AUGAUUGCUCACAAUAUUUUCUUACUUUUUACGAUCAGUAUAUUAUGUCAUCAAGUGUCCUGGGUUUAUAGCCAUGGCUACUUCUCUUAUCCGACUCCUCGUAACGCUUAUUGUACUAAUUCGUCUUGUACUAGUAAUGGUACAUUAGGAGCUCAAGGGCCAGUUUGGGUUUUACCAGCGAAUAGUUCAUUACUCACAGCAAGUCCAACAACUCAAACUACAUGCAAUGGUACUACAUUGGCAUCUCUUGCCAUACAAGGUGUAUCUUACGAUCCAGGAUUUCAAGGUACAGUAGCCGCAUCUUGGCCAGCUGGCUCAUCUCAAACACUGCGAAUAUUCAUUUCUCAGAUCCAUACAACAGAAAAUCAAACCAUUUAUCCCACUGAUGGUUGGCAAAUACGUUAUCGGGAUGGUACACAGCCUAACUCAACAUUUAAUGCUAUUCCGUUCACUUAUGUAAAUUUUUCAACCACAGCAACCACUGGUCCUGAUCCAGCCAUUGGAUUCCAAUUAGGUCAAACUAUUUUGGCCACAAUUACAGUUCCAUCAAAUGCGACUAAUGAUGGGAUCUUUCAAUUUUUCUGGCGUAAUAAUGAAGUUGGCCCAGGUGUUAUGUGGCUAUCGUGCGUCGAUGUUAAUAUUACUGCUCUCAGCACUAACUUAGUUUCAUCAAAGUUUUCUAUUUUUAUUGCUCUUCUGACUACUAUUGGGAUAUCAUUCGCUGUGUAG